This is a messenger RNA of Lodderomyces beijingensis, 2979 nucleotides long. NCBI's taxonomy places the organism in Eukaryota, Fungi, Ascomycota, Pichiomycetes, Serinales, Debaryomycetaceae. The record is from the annotation of a GenBank genome assembly.
AUGAAAGGGUUGAACCAGUUUAUUGUCGACUUGAGAAACUCCAAGGACCAAGAGGAGGAGUUCAAGAAAAUCAGCCAGGAAACAAACAAGAUCCGCUUGAAACUCCAAUCUUCGACGGCUCUUAGUGGAGCGCAAAAGAAGAAAUACAUCUGCAGAUUGAUAUACAUCUAUGUCUUGGGCGAGUCGGAAACGGUCGAUUUUGGACUACGAGAGUCGAAAGAGCUCAUGGCGUCAAAAGUGUUCAGUGAGAAGAAGUUGGGGUAUCUCGCCGGGGCGAUUUUCUUGAAUAAUGAAAAAUUCAAGAGAAAGAGCGUCUUUACGGCAAAAGAGCAUUUAAACCGCAUUUUGGUGGAAAUCCACCCUCAGAUUGUACAGGACUUGCAGUCGACAGACGAAAAUGCCAAUUGUCUAGCAAUACAAAUGAUUGCUUCGUGCUUUACAGCCACCAACGUAACAAUUCACGACACCGACUCCAAUUCGGGCAAAUGGGUCGAAAUCAUAGACAUGGUUUAUGCCUCAUUGACAUCUCCUCUCAGCAAACCGGUCGUCAAGAAGAAAGCGGCCAUUGCACUAAAGUCAUUGCUCCAAAUCUACCCCGAUGUUUUAGUGAAAAACAGAAAUUGGGCUCCCCGGAUCCUAAAAAUAGUCGAAGAGUCAAAAGAUUUGGGAGUGGUCACCUCGAGCGUGUCCUUGCUCAACUUGAUGUUGACAUUGUCUCCGCAAAUUGUCCGCUCUGUGGUCCCUUCAAUCGCAAAGAGACUAUAUUUGCUAGUGGUGGAGGGACAAUGCCCUAAGGAGUACUACUAUUACGACACACCGGCACCAUGGCUUGUGGUGAAGCUCAUUCAGUUUAUCGAGAAUGCAUUUCUAGCUCGAGAUACCACCGGUACAAAUAACAAUAGGGUUUUGACCUUGGACAAUCUCGAUGUGAGUACAGUCAAUGAUCUACGCCAAGUGGUGGCUAAAGCCAUACAAAAUGCAUCUCUUCGGGUACGAGGCUUGCCAAACAGGAACUUUCAAAGCUCAAUUUUGUUUCAAGCAGUCUCGUUAGCCGUGUUUCUCGAGGCAUCGUGCGAGGCGAUCAAGGGCGCUUCAAAUGCCUUGUUGAUUCUCAUCAGUUCAAACGACACAAACACCAGAUACCUUGCACUUGACGCAUUAAUUAAGCUAACUUCGAGACUGAAAUCGUCGUCUUACUUGUCUUCAAAGGAGACAUUUGACGAAAACUUGCCUCUUAUCCUCAGGUUAUUGCAUGAUAACGACAUUUCGAUCCGCCGCAAAGCGUUGGACUUGUUGUACACCAUCUGCAAUGAGCAAAGUUACACAACCAUCAUCAACCAGUUGCUAGAUUAUUUCCCCCACGCCGAUUUACAGCUCAAGAGCGAAUUGUCGGUAAAAGUGGCAGUGUUGGCAGAGACUUUUGCCACGGACUCCACGUGGUACGUGACAACAAUGCUCAAACUACUUUCGAUUGGAGGCGGCGCAAACUCAAACGGCGUGGGUUUUAUCGAUAAUGAAAUAUGGGAGAGAAUAGUGCAGAUUGUUGUAAACAACGAUGACUUGCAAAAAAAGAGCUGCAGGAUUAUAAUCAAUUUGCUCAAGCGUCCAUUCCCAUCGCCAUCUACAAACCAGCAACAACAACAACAACAAGAACAACAACCUCAACCCCUAAUCUCCGAGACCAUGAUCAAAGUAGCUGCAUUCAUCCUUGGAGAGUUUGGCGAAAAAUUGAGUCAAGAGGAGGAUGGCGGUGUCCAGAUCCAAUUCCGCUUGCUUUACGAUGCAUAUUUCGUCGUCACCACAUCCACGAGAGCAAUGAUUUUGACUUCCUUCUUGAAACAGCUCGUUAAAAACCCCGAUGCUGACUUUGUUCCCGAUAUCAUUGACUUGUUUGAGGCAGAGACACAAUCAAUCGAUCUCGAGAUUCAGACAAGAGCAUACGAGUACUUGAAACUUUCUACAGUGCAUUCGGAUUUCAAGUUGGCAAAAACAAUCGUCAAGGGGCUUCCAGCGUUUAACCAGCAAGAAAGCCCCCUUAUGAGUCGACUAGGCGUAUUGGCAAAGCACCCGGGGGUCACUCGGUCAAAGUCUGCGGUGAUGGUGCAGAAUAUCAGAGGUGGAGGCCAAAAACCUGGCAAUGAAGCCAAUGGACAAGGAAACGGCCAUGCGACGCAAUCCAAGGCAUUGACCAAAAACUGGUACUCCGGUUACCACCGGAUGCUCCAAUUUGACGUUGGUAUCUUUUACGAGGACCUGCUUGUUAAAAUCACUUAUAGACUCGUCAAGAACAAUGCCAAUCUUGAUCUCAAGUUCACAUUUAUAAACAAUGCAUACAAGGCCGUGGGAAAAAACAUCACGGGGCUCAAUGUGCUCGAUUUGGAGUCGCUCGCCGACCAGAACAACCCCAACUACCUCAUACAAGCACGACAGCUUCCGCAAGCUGAUUUUUCCGAUAAAACCAACAUGGAGCUACGCGCGCUAAUACGCGGGGUCACGGCUCACCAAGAGAGUCCCAUAGUCGCGUUUACUUUUAUGUGUGGUGGUUCUUUCAAUCUGAUUAACUUGCGCAUCCCCAUUAGCAUUUUGAGGACUGCGACCCCGACCCCGUUAAGUGGACCCGAGGAGUUUGAAAGAAGAUGGGCGCAGAUUGGAGCGCACUUGGGCCAACAAGGGGAGUCAACGGUGGAGUUUCAAUUGGCACAUCGACAAGACCCCGAGGCAAUGAGCCGAUCCUUAUCCCGAUUGGGGUUUGCGAUUAUCCUCUGCGGCACCAACUCAACAACUGCAACAUCGGCAAACGUUUGCGUGUGCGGAGCAGGAAUAUUGCAUACCCAGAAAACCAACUACGGUGCGUUGAUUCAAGCAGCUCGCUUAGAUGAAAUCGGAAGAAAUUUGGCCAUCACGGUUAGAUGUACCGGCGGAGGCAUAGCAGAAGUGGUUGCGUUCACCCUAAAAGAAAUUUUUGUGGGGCGGUACUAG